This is a messenger RNA of Striga asiatica, 699 nucleotides long. The record is from the annotation of a GenBank genome assembly. NCBI's taxonomy places the organism in Eukaryota, Viridiplantae, Streptophyta, Magnoliopsida, Lamiales, Orobanchaceae.
AUGAAAAAAGGAGAGUUUAUCAAGAUCAGUCUUCAUAUUAUCAAGUCAGACAGGCAGCAAAGGAUUCACAACUUGGCCAACAAAGAGCACAACACCACUGGUCUCCUCCCUUAUUACAAAGAGGAAAGGAUGGUCAGCUACAAAGUCAAACACGUCCACGGGCCUGCUGUACAUCGAACUUCCAACCAUGCCGACAUAAGAAACUGCCGCAGCCUCCGUGCCCUUUUCGUCCACCUCUACGUAUGCCUUAUGAAUAAAGAGCGAGAUUUCGAGUGGAUUAUCCGGGUCAGAGUAAACCAUCUCGGUCAAACCACCGUGAAAAGGGAGAACCAAUCCUUGACUUUUAAAAAACUCCGAAGCCUCAAAGUCGAAGCUUAUUUUAAACUUGGGGAGGCGAAAAUCCCCCAUUUUCACUCUUUUACGUGGCGUGUGGUGCUCUAUGAACCCAGAAAUCGAGCCGAAUUUCUCGACGAGCGCCUGCAAGCCAUCCCUGGCAUCGGGAAGAAAGAAGUACAUGGAGAAUGCCCGCGUGUCCUGACCCUUUUUGUACGAACCUUAAAAUCAUCAAAGGCGAGCGCAAAUUGGUCCUUGGAGCUGGUCAUGAAGGGCACACGGACCGAACUCCCAUUCAAGAGGAAGAAGUCGUGGACUUUGGUUCGAGACGGGUCGAAUUUUGAAUCCCAGGCUCCUUUGAAGUAG